Molecule: messenger RNA, 628 nt
Organism: Phragmites australis (common reed)
Lineage: Eukaryota; Viridiplantae; Streptophyta; Magnoliopsida; Poales; Poaceae
Product: cysteine-rich and transmembrane domain-containing protein WIH2-like
Exons: 3
Coding region: 107-460 (117 amino acids)
Source: RefSeq, a predicted model, not a curated record
CCGCACGCGAACGCCGGUUCGUGGAAGAGGAAGAAGGCCGGGAGGAGAAGAGAAGAGAUCGGAGCAAGGCGAGGCGUGGCGAGGCGAGGACAUCGACGAAGGCGCCAUGAGCUACCAGAAGGUCCCUGAGUCCUACCCGCCACCAGGGUACUCGCAGCCGUACCCGCCGCCGGGCGGGCAGUACCCUCCGCCCCAGGCUCCGCCGCAGGGGCCGUACUACCCGCCUCCGGGGUACCAGGGCUACUUCAGUGACGGGCAGCAGCCCUAUGGCUACCCGCCGCCGCACGGGGGACAUCACCACGGCCACCAUCACCACCAUGACGACCACCACCAUAAUCACCAUGGUCAUCACCACCACCACGAGGAGGACGACUGCUGCCUUGGCUUCCUUAAAGGAUGGUUGGCCGCUCUUUGCUGCUGCUGCAUACUGGAUGAGUGUUGCUGCUGCUGCUGCUUCUGACAUAGCCUGUUCGUGACAUAUCUGGCAUCCUGGGACAGCAAAAUUUUAGUUGUGCAUUGGACUUGUCAUGAUUGAUGGACUGUAUUUAGUAAAUCUUCAUCUUGUAUUAUUCGUAAAUAAGAGGAUUUUAAAUUACCUGUGUUAAUCAAAGGCGUUUACAUGGCUUCG